AGGGUAUUACACUAGUACAAGGAAAGGAACGGUGUGUGCUGAUGGAAUCGAAGAAAGGGGUGGCGGUGCGGGUGAAUUGGUCAGAUCUGGGCACCGAUCUAUGGUCGAUAAUUGCGACGCGAAUCAAUUGCCUGCAAGCUUUUGUCACCUUUGGCGCGGUGUGUAAGGAUUGGCGAUCUAUAGCAAGCAAGGAGAAUUGGAACCGAUCAGCCAAAGUUCCAUGGCUUCUAGUUGCAGAAAGAGUAGUAAAAAGCAGUGGCGGCAGCAGCACUAGAACCUCUGACUUUACUAUAAAACACAGUAACGGCGGCGGCAACACGGUUCGUGAGUUCGCCGACCUUUCGGGAAACAGGAUCUACAGGAUCAACUUACCCAUCGAUAACAUUCUCGAGAAUCCAGUAGCUCCCGUUUCUCCCUUCAGGGAAAACAGAUAUCACCUUUCUUCAAAAGGAUGGUUCUUAAUCUUCGAAGGUUGUGUAAGUCAGCUCACUCUUCUGAACCCCUUUUCUCUUCAAAAAGUUGUUCUGCCACGUCCUUUUAGUCCUCCACCUGUUGGUAUCCGGCCACAAGUCGUUGGGUUCGCCUUAUCUGCUAGCCCUGGUCUCUGUUAAAUGUCCCACACCGGAAAAUUGAGAAGCACUAGAGUGCUAUAUUAAGCUUCGGGCUACUCCUCCUAUCAGGUUGACCUUUUAGGAUGGAACCCCGGAUCUUAACAUGGUAUCAGAGCCAAAUCGAUCCAUGGUGUGGGGCCCCUUAUGAAAAAUGACGACACGACGAAAAAAAAUGACGAACCGAUGAAAAAAUGAAUGACGACACGAUCCAGACGAAGUGUCUGGUCGUGAGGAGGGGUGUUAAAUGUCCCACACCGGAAAAUUGAGAAGCACUAGAGUGCUAUAUUAAGCUUCGGGCUACUCCUCCUAUCAGGUUGACCUUUUAGGAUGGAACCCCGGAUCUUAACAGUCUCACAUCAGACUUUGUAGUGAUGAUUAUGUAUGUGUCCCAACCUAUGAGGGGGAGAUUAGCCUUUUUCAGAAACGAAGACCAGGAAUGGACUGAUGUUGGCGGCCCUGGUUUUACAACCAGGGCCAACAUGACAUACCACAAUGGUCGAUUUUAUGCUAUAUAUCCUCGUAAUGAUGCAUUUGCGUUCCUAGUUUUUGAGAUUGAAAUUAGUAAAGGAGGAGCAGCUUCCUUUUCUACACGGACUAGGUCAUUCAAAUAUGACCACUAUAGCAUGUGCGUUUUUUUUUGGAUGGUUGGAUCAUCUCAAGGGAGGCUUAUGCUUGUUUGCUGGAGUAGGGAACGUGAAUAUGAGAGUAGUACAAAUGAGUUCCCUGGCUUCAUUGAUUUGGAUGUUCCUGACGAGAGCCCUCCGUUUUUUGAAGGUUCCAAGUCUGUGUUUGUUGUUGAAGAGAUUGAGUUUGAGAGUGGAAAAAGCAAAAAGGUGAACAACUUUAUGGAAGACCAAGCUUUGUUUUUGGGGAAACAUUCGUCUUCCUUUGUUCGUGUGUGCAAUCAAUCAAUAUUCAAACCCAAUCAUAUAUAUUUCACGUUAUUCGAUGACGAUGAGGAUAGUUUUUGCUGCCGCGUUGGUCUUUACAACCUCGACCGCAGGACUAGUGAGCAAAUGCCCAAUACUUCACUUUACGUCGACUGGAUUGAACCAAGCUUUUGAUUGCCUACUUUGAUUUAAGUGGGAUUUGUGCAGAGAAGAAAGGAAUAAGGAGAAUCACAAAUUCCUUGACAAAGUUUUUGUGACAAUCAAUGGGAUGGAGGUAGUAUAUACUACCUCUGUUCUUAAAUAAAUGCAACACUUUGAAUUUUACACUAUUCACAUGUUCUACUUUGACUACAUUUUAUUUAUUAAUGUAUUAAUAUUUUUUUAUGAAAAAAAUAUUUUUAAAUUCACCUCAUUGUAAAUUUUCAAAAUCUAUUUUUUUAAACUUUUUUACUAAUACAAAAUUAUAUAUAUUAAUGGUCAAAGUUGUGUCUCGGCAAGUGUGAAAUGUUGACUGUUGCAUUUAUUUAAGAACGGAGGAAGUAUUUUCUUAGCUCGUGUGUACUGCAACAUUUAAUUAUGUUCAGGUCUGUUUCUUUUUCCCUAGUUUGCAACCGGUAUGCUGUUUUAUGGUCAGACAUGUUUGGUUUUGAUACCAUGUCAAGUUUUCCAUUUCUUGUAUCUGUAUUUUUGUGUCAGAAGAAUAAUAAAAAGGACAUUUAUUUAAGAAAA
This is a messenger RNA of Cuscuta epithymum, 2230 nucleotides long. The record is from the annotation of a GenBank genome assembly. NCBI's taxonomy places the organism in Eukaryota, Viridiplantae, Streptophyta, Magnoliopsida, Solanales, Convolvulaceae.